Messenger RNA from Ostreobium quekettii, 4695 nucleotides. Lineage: Eukaryota; Viridiplantae; Chlorophyta; Ulvophyceae; Bryopsidales; Ostreobiaceae. The record is from the annotation of a GenBank genome assembly.
AUGGAUGAGCUGUGGGUCAACUUGGAUGAAAAAGAUCGGCAGCUGUUGGACCAGCCUGACAGCCCGCAGUACUAUGCAUUGGAGGCUGGAAAGGAUGGGACUGAGGAUGGGGAGGACUUGGAAGGGCGCCGAAGUCGGGUGGCGUUGAUUCAGCAGCUCAGCAUGCUGAAUGUGGCGGAGCUCAAGAAGGAGUUGAGGGACAGGGGUGCGGCAGUGGGUGGCCGAAAGAUGGAGUUGGUGAGUCGCCUGGCAACGAUAGUGCAGGAGGGCCAGUCAGAGGGGCAGGACAGGCAGCUGGGCUUGGGGCGGGCGGCGGAGCCUGAGGCUGUGCUCAGCAGGUGGUCAGUGGAUGCACUCCAAGAAUUCCUGAGGUCAAGAGGUGCCACAUUCAGUGGAAGCUACUCUGAGCUGCUGGAGAAAGCGCGGAGCUUGUUGCAAAUGGAGACCAGGCGGUCAGAUGCCACAUGGGAAGAUGUUGAGACCCUGCUCCAGAAGCAGUUUGAGGCACAUCAACCCAACAAGCUGACAACUGAAGAGCUCAGACAGCGUGUUCAAGACUAUGGUUUGGGCUUGGAAGCCAGCAGCCGGAAUAGACAGGAUAUGCUGUCAGCUCUGGAGGCUGCCAUAGCACAGGAGGCAGAGGAGGCGAGCAACGCGAGGUUGAUGGCUGAUGGCCAAGUGGGCACCCUUAUCAUGGAGUGGUUCCAAUGCGAAAAGGAUGCCCUCAAGGAGGGUACCAUGUUGGCUAAGAUAGAAGACAUGCAGGCUGCAGAGCUGAUAUUUGAGCUGGACAGUCGCGGCCUAAGUACAAGAGGCAGUGAAGCUGUUCUUCGAAAGCAGUUGGAGGUGUUUCUGAUGGAAGAUUUGCAAAUUUCCAAUAAGGCUAUCUUGGCACUCGCCAUGAACCUGUCAGAAAAUGUGUUGGCUCUUGAUCACAGUAAAAUCCAGGCAGAGCUGGAGAUAAGGGGCUUCUCCUUGUUAGGAAACGAAGCUGCCCAGAGGGACCUGCUUGUGUGCCAGCUUGCUGAAGAAAUAAAGUUGCACCUUGGGCCGGUGUGGAAGAUGGAAGAUGUGAAGGACCUACCGGAGACCUACGAGGUCCCACAACUGCAGCAGGAGACAGUACAGAGCAGGGCUGCUGAACCAAAGGACCCAUUGAUCACUGUUGGUAUUCUUUUCGGUGGCCCAGGCCCUGGUGCCCAAGCCUCUCUCGAAAGUGCAUGGACACUGAUGGGGCACCUGCAGGCAUCCUUCAUUGGUGAUGAGCAGCCCGAAAAGUCCGACGAGCAGGACGAACAGGCAGAAGAAGGGUCAGGAAGCAAGGCUGGAAUCAAGGUGGUGCCUUACUUUGUUGAUGAGGAUGGCAAGUUUCAUAGGCUAUCCACUGCAGAGCUCUACGCAUGCACCUUAUGUGGGACUGGGGUGUCUGGUCAUGGGCUAGGUCAGCAACUUCAAAGCUGGGAGGAAUUCGUCAGUGAUGUCAGGAAGGGCGUAGAUGUGAUUUUCCCUGUUAUUCCUGGGGAGUAUGGUGAGCUAGGGGAGCUUCGAAAUAUGCUGAAGGCAUCCGGGGUGUCAUUCAUAGGCACACAUUCAGCCCAUGCACAUACAGCAGCCAACAAGUACAGGAUGAAUAAACGGCUGCAACAGGCAGGCUUCCCUGUGUGGCCUGUGUACAAGCUUGACAAAGAGGACAACCAAGCAGAACAUCGAGUGGGCUGGUGGCAAGGGAUUCAAAGAUGGUGCCAGUACCUUCAACGGCCCCCAAAAGAGUCUCAGUUUGUUGUUGGGCCAGCAGUUGCGGACAGCAGGGAGUGCAGCACUGUUGAAAUGGGACUGUCUGAAGCUGUAAAGAAGGCCAGGGCGCUGCUGACUGAGGGGCAAACUGAUUGUGCUGUGAUAGAGCCAGCCAUGGAUUGGAGCAAUUGCAGGCAGUUUUCGGUGGCUGUCUUGGACACAAAGGUUGGACCUAUUGCACUUCCUCCUACCGAACAUCAGUCCAUCGAUGAAGAUUUGCUGCAGCCCUUGACAAGUCAGAUUCGUCACUGCACACCACCAAAGCUGGACGGAAGCACGGUCAUGUCCAUCAGGAAAGGGGCAGCAAAGGCUUUCAAGGAGUUAGGACUGAGAGAUUAUGCCCUGUUCCAUGGGUACAUCCUGAUGCACGAAGAACCGGAGGACCCAGAUAAGCCUGUUGAAUUGCCGACCCCCAGACCCAUCCCAAAGGAGCCAUUUGGGUUGUCACCAGAAGAUCGAUUCGCACCUGAUGAGGAAGCAGAGAUUGCGGGGAUAGCCGCGGAAGCGAGGGAAGAGCAAGAAGCAUUCAGGCGCUCACUUGUGGAGGAGGGUGAUGUUGAGUGGGAGGGAAAGGCGCUCUUCCCCAUGAAUGAAGAGAUAGUUGAGGCAUACGAGAAGAGAUGGCAUGAGGUGCUUGUGGAAGAGGCUGGCACUGAUAAAGAUGGAGAGCCUGUUUUCGUGGGAUAUGGUGUGAAUGGGGCUGAGGCUAUUGAUGGCGGGGAUGACGAGACUGACCAUUCUUCUGGGUUCUUGCCCACUGUGGAUCUGGAUCGCGUCGACCCUUCGUUCGUGUGCGAUCAAGAUGGUUUUACAAUCCUGUUCUCCAGUGUGUCUACCACUGGUGGGCUUGAACCAUGCGGGCAGCUGUUUCAACAGGCUGCUCGUGUCGGCAUACCUCAUUCUUCACUGCUAAGACACCUGCUGAAUCUCUGGUUGACUCGGGAGGGCAGACCAGAAAUACCCACCUUGGAGGCAGAACCUUUCAAUCUCAAUCCCCUCCUCCCACAUAUGUAUCCUGUUCCCGACCUGGAUGAAGUGGAUGAAGAGGGAAUGACACUUCGAGAGGCAUACGAAACUCUUCCAUACGAGUUGAAGACUCGGGGUGUUCAACAACUGCUCUCGCAAGGUGGCGACUUUGCAGACGAAGCAUCUGUAUCAGGUGCUGCAGAGCCCGCUGAGCAGCCUUUGCAGGUGUGGGUCCUGUUUGGCGGCGACACCACUGGCAGACAGGUGUCCUUGAGGAGUGGGGUAAACGCUUGGCUAAAGUUGCGUCAGUUUCCCGAUGUCAUGGUGUUCCCCUUCCUGCUCGUUCCGGACUUUGCGUUGCUGCGUGACCCGGAACGGUUGAAGGCACUCAGGGCUGAGCAAAAGAGGUUUCUGGACAUGAAUGUCCCUGAAGACCAGCUGCCCAAAGAGUUGCAGUCAUCGUACAUCAGGAACCCAGAUCUUGAAGAUGGCGAACUCGAUUUCCGAGGCAUUUGGUGCUUGCCGUAUCAUGCAGCCCUGCAAGAUACAGUGGAGGAGAUGAUUGCAACGGCUGAGUACACCCAGAAAAUGGAAACCACAUCUGAGCACAGCCGCCAUCCUUACAUGGAGACGGGCCGGGGGGUGCAGAUGCAGACACAACUUGAACUGUACUCUGCUGGUUUUGAAGGGGUUGGUGGCCUGUGGGGUGGGGAUCCAAAUGACUUUGGAGCCCCUCCAAGGUUCAUGUUCCUGGAGGACUUUGCCAGCGAGGCAAAACAAGUUGGGGCUGUGGUUCACUUGUCCAUCCAUGGCGGCAUUGGGAGCGAUGGCACUCUUCAACAAUACCUGGAUGAAAGGGACGUCAUGUACACAGGCCCCAGCAGUACGGCAUGUGGCCUGUGCUCAGACAGGGCAGAGGCCACCUCAGCACUUCUUGAGCUUGAGGAUGAUGGGGUUACAGUCCUGCCCAACGAGGUGGUGCUCACAGCCGAUCUUGUGAAUUUGAUUGAGGAUGAUGCAGCUGUGGAGGAGUUCCUUCGCAAGCUGUUGAAGGGUGUGGGGGAGCCUGAAGCUCUGUGCAUAAAGCCACAGCCCAGUGAAAUGGGUGCGGGGGUGGCCAAACUGGAAUGUGCACAUGACCUCAAGAUGUUCGCAAAGGCCUUGAGGGAUCGUGACUAUGUUUUCACUGGUCAGAGGCUGUCAAGAGGUCACCCAACUGUGGUCCUACCUGACCCAUUGCCCAGCAAGUUUGUUGUGGAGCCGUUCAUUUCAGCUGAGGAUUCCAGCCCUUGGAUCGAAGUGGUGUUUGGGCUGCUGGGAGAUCUUGGGCAGAUGCGGGCCUUCACACCUUCGAUGAUCCUUCACAAGGACUGGGUUCGACUAUCGUUGGAGCACAGGUUCCUGAAGGGGCACGUCCCGAGCGUCACCCCCCCUCCCGCCGACCUCGUUCGCCCAGAGGUGGUCAAGGCUGCCAGGCUGAGGAUGGAGUCUGUUGCAGACCGUUUUGGCCUCAAGGGCGUCGCCUGCAUCAGCGCGUUCAUGCAUACAGAGACGGGCGAAGUCAUCGUGGAGGAUGUCAAUCCAGCUCCAAAUUUGUCAGCACAUUCAGUCCUUGUCCAGCAGGCCUUGCUUGAGGACGACCCCGUCCUUCCCGAGGAAUUAUUCCGCCAGGUGGUUCAACUGGCAUACACCCCGUCGCGAUACCUGGCCGGCGACAACCCGGGCAUGGAUGGAGCCGACUGGGAGGACUACACGUAUGAGAGCCUUCGGCCUGAGGUCGCGCCGGGCGAGUGGGACAUACCUCAGGGGGGUGGCUGGGGGCUCCCUGACACUGCUGACGACGAGUGGGCGGGAGACAUGAGUGAUGACGACCGCGUGACUUCGACGAGCGGCAUGAACCAGAGAGCGGGGCCGUCGGGCUCGGGGCAGGCAUGA